AUGGGUGGCCCACAUACCACCGACCCUCUAAAGGUGUAUAUUAUCCAGGCCAAACUUGACCAAGACACAAUCAUUGAACUCCACAACUUGCUUGAACGAGAUAAAUACUACUACAACGGCUCUGCAAAAUUUACGCUUUGUAAUGACAUUAACGAAUCGGACGUUGUAGUGACGGCCAUCAAGAUGAGAAAGCGCUUAGAAAGACACAUUGAUUGGGAGAUAGCGAAACAAAAAGCGAUUGUUACACCGCAAUGGCUACGCGAUUCCGCUCAGGCUGGCAAAGCAAUUUCUUUCCAAGAUUAUGCUGCUCUUUCCGAGAUAAACAAUAGUAAUAUUAUCCACGAUAGUCCCGAAAACCAAUCUCGAGCCAGCCAAUUCUUGUCUCGACCCUCUUUCCAAUUAUUCAAUCCAUCGUCUCUCGAGGAGGAACCAACCAAUGAACGAGUUAAGGCCAACUGGAGAUUGCGAUAUGCUUGCAAACGUGCCAGUCCGCUGGUUUGUAAGAAUCAACCCCUCUUGGUGGAACUGGGUGUUCUUUACCGCGCAAGGGAACUGGAGGGCCUGGAGGUCAACGCGCUUGGGUAUGAACGAGCCAUUGCAGUGAUAAAGUCCUAUCCGAACCUCAUCGCACACGAGAACUUUGAAACUGAUAUUGUUCACUUGCCAUUUCUAGGAGAGAAGAUGCUCUUCAAGAUAAGAGAGUAUCUUACCACUGGCCGUAUCCAGGAAAGCGAAACCACUCGAGCGUCGCAACGCUUCCAGUCGUUAUCCGCUUUCUCCAGUGUCUACGGCGUUGGUCCCGCAACCGCUCGCAAACUCUACGACGACGGCCUGCGCACAAUUGACGACAUGAAGCGAUAUUAUGAUGUCCAAGAAGAUACAGAGGUUCCGCAGUUGGGAGCGAACUCUGUCACAAAUGAUCUUAUAAGAAAGGAUCAAAUCCCGAACUUGUCGACCAAAGUUGGACUGGCUCUUUAUGAGGACUUGGAGACACCCAUACCACGAUCCGAGGUCGAACAGAUCCACGAUUUAGUUAUGCAAGAAGCGAGAUAUCUGAUGCCCGAGUGCAUAAGUACUGUCGUUGGCGGGUAUCGGCGAGGAAAGCCGUACUGUAACGAUGUUGACAUUGUUAUAGGAUGUCCAAAUAUUCAAAGUGGCGGGAAUCAGGUCAAAGCCCUGGGCGAGAAGCUAAUCAAACGGCUCUACGACAGAGGAGUGUUAUGCCUAUCGGGAUUCCAUGCGCAAGACUCUGUGCGCGGUGCGCAUUUGAACUUGCUCGAGAAAGCCAUGACAAUUUUUGCCCUGCCAAAGAAUGCUGUUCACCAGCGGGUUCAUAGGCGUCUCGACCUGAUAUUCGCAGCACCAGAAACGUACUGGACUGCAAUAAUUGGAUGGACAGGAUCCAAGAUGUUUGAACGAGAUCUGCGACUCUGGGCGAAAGUCGAAAUGGGAAUGAAAUUUGAUAGUUCGGGGCUAACGCGCCGUUACGAUUCGAAGCUCUUUAUGCCAUCAAGCGAAAGACACGUUUUUGAAAUUCUGGGACUGGACUGGAUCGAUCCGACAAUGCGAAAUGCGGACGUAUAG
This is a messenger RNA of Laccaria bicolor S238N-H82, 1584 nucleotides long. RefSeq lists its product as uncharacterized. NCBI's taxonomy places the organism in Eukaryota, Fungi, Basidiomycota, Agaricomycetes, Agaricales, Hydnangiaceae. Gene Ontology annotation, cellular component: nucleus. The transcript is spliced from 12 exons. Gene Ontology annotation, molecular function: DNA binding; DNA-directed DNA polymerase activity. The record is from RefSeq and is a predicted model, not a curated record. The coding region runs from base 1 to 1584 and encodes 527 amino acids. Gene Ontology annotation, biological process: double-strand break repair via nonhomologous end joining.